UAUUUAAAAUGUUAAAAUGAAAAUAGAAGAAAUUAUGUAAGUUAUUAAUGUAUAAAGCGCGGAAUUGGAGAAGAAUUAACCGUGGGAAACAUGGUGGGUCAUGUGAUGAUAGAGAGUGGGUGGGUCAUGGGGUUUCCUCAACUCCCUCUCUAAAAUAGGGAUUUUGUGGGCUGUUAAGGUGUGAUAUCCUGAACAACAAAAUGGAGAUCCAACUCUUGUCUUCGGGGACGCGCCACGAGAGCUUGCCGGAAAAGUAUGAAAGGCCGGAGUCGGACAGGCCGAGGUUGUCGGAAGUGUGCUGUUUGGAGAACGUGCCAGUCAUCGACUUGGGAUGCGAGGACAGGGCCUGGAUGGUGGAACAAGUGGGGGAGGCCUGCAAGUGUUACGGCUUUUUCCAGGUGAGGAACCAUGGAGUGAGUAAGGAAUUGGUGGAGAGAACGAUAGGAGUUGGGAAUGCCUUCUUUGGGCUGCCGCUGGAGGAGAAGCUCAAACUUUACUCCGACGACCCUUCCAAGACGGUCAGGCUGUCCACAAGUUUCAACGUCCGGAAGGAGGAAUUUCACAACUGGAGGGAUUAUCUCAGACUCCAUUGCUAUCCUCUCUCCAAAUACUUGCCCCAUUGGCCCACCAACCCUCCUCUCUUCAGGGAAGUUGUGAGUGAGUAUUGCGUGCAAGUGCGGGAACUUGGGUAUACAAUUCAGGAGCUCAUAUCGGAGAGCUUGGGCCUUCACAAGGACUACAUUAGGGAGGUGCUGGGGGAACAGGGGCAGCACAUGGCUGUCAAUUAUUACCCGCCCUGUCCCCAGCCAGAGCUCACCUACGGACUCCCUGCCCAUACCGAUCCCAACGCUCUCACGAUCCUCCUUCAAGACCAGCACGUCGCAGGCCUCCAAGUCCUCAAAGACGGUAAGUGGCUCGCUGUCAGCCCCGAGCCCGAUGCCUUUGUCGUCAACAUUGGCGACCAAUUGCAGGCAUUGAGCAAUGGGGUUUACAAGAGCGUCUGGCACCGUGCGGUUGUGAAUGUGGACAAGCCCAGGCUGUCCGUUGCCUCUUUCCUCUGCCCAUGCGAUGACGCCCUCAUUAGCCCUGCACCGCCCCUCACCCGACAUGGGCCUCCCGCCAUUUACCGAGGCUUCACCUACGCAGAGUACUACAGUAAGUUUUGGAGCAGAAACUUGGAUGAACGACACUGCUUGGAACUAUUUAAAAACCACUCCCCUCCUUAACGACUUCCUCUCUCUGGUUUUUUACAAAUUUUAAUUACGUCCCUAAAUUUUUUAUUUUGAUUUUAAUAAACCCUUACCACCCUUGCUUCCACAUGUUA
Molecule: messenger RNA, 1324 nt
Organism: Cucurbita pepo subsp. pepo (vegetable marrow)
Lineage: Eukaryota; Viridiplantae; Streptophyta; Magnoliopsida; Cucurbitales; Cucurbitaceae
Gene: DMR6
Product: 2-oxoglutarate (2OG) and Fe(II)-dependent oxygenase superfamily protein
Source: RefSeq, a predicted model, not a curated record